Messenger RNA from Linum trigynum, 807 nucleotides. NCBI's taxonomy places the organism in Eukaryota, Viridiplantae, Streptophyta, Magnoliopsida, Malpighiales, Linaceae. The record is from the annotation of a GenBank genome assembly.
AUGCAAGCUGAAUGGCUUCUAAGUGUUCGAGAGACCGCUGAAAGGAGAAACUGGACUUUCCCUCCCAGUUAUGUCAUGAGAAGCAAGUACAGAGUUAUUCAUGUGGGCAAGGCUUGGAACAGAAGAGGGUUUUUCUUAAAGGUGGCAGAAUCGAUCUAUGCGGACCGAUCUUUUUAUGUGAUUAUUCCCUCUGAUUCUGAUGUUGGAGACUGGAGAUCGCUGAUUAAGCUCCUUCGACAAUUGUUGCACUCUCGUCCUGAUUGUAACGCCAGCCCUCAUCUUGUUGUUGAUGAGCCUAGGAGAGUCUCUAGCAGGCUCUCGUUUGCAUAUGCUGUUAGGGGCGAUGCGUUUCGAACUGAUGGUGAGGCCAAGAUCUGUCUUGAAGGACAAUCUAAAUAUAUCAAUGUCGGUUCGAGUGGUGUUAACGAGAGAUCCAGCUUCCUCAAAAAGUGUCUAUCCAUUUCCUUCUCCAACCCGUCUAAAGAAGCUUUUCAUCACGACCAAGUGAAGGCGUUUAGAUCUUGGGCAUCAAGGAAAUGGGCUGUUGCAGAGAAUUUUGAUAUGGUCUGUUGUGAGACUAAUAAGUGGUCCAUGGUUUGUGCGAGCAGAGAGGAAGCUAUUCGGAUUAAGAAUUUGGGAUCUACUCAUUUCCAGAAUUUUAGGGUCCUUCCUCAACUGUUGCAGACCAUGUACGUUCAUGUGAGGAACGUAGGUUGCAUGGUCGAAAUGGUGCUUGGAGUGAAGAGUUUACCGUUUGAGUUUUGGGUAGCUAAUUGUAAUCAGCCCAUAAAUAAAUCCGAACCCUAG